Corylus avellana is the source of this 718-nucleotide messenger RNA. RefSeq names its product proton gradient regulation 5 (gene PGR5). Gene Ontology annotation, molecular function: electron transfer activity. The record is from RefSeq and is a predicted model, not a curated record. Gene Ontology annotation, biological process: photosynthetic electron transport in photosystem I; response to high light intensity. Gene Ontology annotation, cellular component: chloroplast. NCBI's taxonomy places the organism in Eukaryota, Viridiplantae, Streptophyta, Magnoliopsida, Fagales, Betulaceae.
UUUCCAUCCAAUAAAAAACCAAAGGCUCUCGAAUUUACACCAAAAUAUCCCCUCCUUCACAGCCUAACACAUAAAGCCCAUCAAAAACGUCCAUCACAAGUUCUCAGUUCUAACAAGCAGGAAAAAGGGUCUCCAAUUUUCUUUGAGGAUUUCCUGGUGCUUGUGUUCUCCGAUGGCUACUUCCAUAUCUGCAACUGGGUUCAAGGGAAGCUGGGGAACUUCAAUGGCUGGAGAAGAUUACACCAUGCUAGCCAAGUCGGUACCCAAACAUGUCCGAGUUGGAAAACCCGUGCGGGCGCAGCCUAUGAUGAAGAACGUCAAUGAAGGAAAGGGUGUUUUUGCGCCGAUUGUUGUUGUUACUCGUAAUCUUAUAGGCAAGAAGCGCUUCAAUCAGCUUCGAGGAAAGGCAAUUGCUUUGCACUCGCAGGUGAUUACUGAAUUUUGCAAGUCAAUAGGAGCAGAUGCCAAGCAAAGACAAGGUCUGAUUCGACUGGCCAAGAAGAACGGAGAAAGACUAGGAUUCCUUGCGUAAUGGAAGAUUCAGAUACAUUUUGUUUAGUCAUGAGAAAUGUUUAAGUUCAUAGCUCCUAAGAUUUGGCAUGUAAACUACUUUACUAUCUUAUCAAAAUGCACUUCUCACUUCUCACUUCUCAGUUAGCUGUAAUAUUUCUUCAAUUUGUCUAAAUAAAAAGUCCAUACAAGUUAGCAUUUUGGGAGG